GAGUUCCAGAGAGACGCAGACGAGCUGCUGCUGUGGAUGGAGGAGAAGUUUAAGGUGGCGGAGGACGAGUCGUACCGCGACCCCACCAACAUCCUCCGAAAGCUGAAGAGACACGAGGCGGCGGAGAGGGAGAUGCAGGCCAACCAGGUCUGGCUGGACACUCUGGUCCAGCUGGGACAGGAGAUGCUUGCUGAAGAGCACUACAACAGCCAGAGCAUCAGGAGGAAAUCAACUCAGCUCGGCAGCCGGUGGAGGAGACUUCAGGACAAGAUGGCCGACAGAGGAGACAAACUGAGACAGGCGGGACAGCAGGAGCAGCUGAUGGAGCUGCUGCAG
Etheostoma cragini (Arkansas darter) is the source of this 336-nucleotide messenger RNA. Its product is annotated as spectrin alpha chain, non-erythrocytic 1-like. Gene Ontology annotation, cellular component: cell projection; cortical actin cytoskeleton; plasma membrane. Gene Ontology annotation, biological process: actin cytoskeleton organization. The annotation marks the transcript as partial. Gene Ontology annotation, molecular function: actin filament binding. The record is from RefSeq and is a predicted model, not a curated record. The transcript is spliced from 2 exons. Lineage: Eukaryota; Metazoa; Chordata; Actinopteri; Perciformes; Percidae.